AGUCAGUCAUAGACAUCUCUGAAUAUUCAACUGCUUGAAAUAAAUUGUGUUAUUACUCAUAAAUAAAACUAGAAAAUUAUGGAGGACUUUUUGGGAGAGGAGGAGGUGGUGCUGCCGCCAAAGCGUGGAAUUGAGAAGAUGAGACGUGCAGAGCUAAUCGCUGAACUGCGCCGGGAGCGAAGGCGUACCGAGGCGAUGGUCAAGCGGCGGGACGAGAUUAAAGCUGCCCUGCUGCGGUGUAAUAUGGAGCUGACUGAUGCCAGACAUCUUUCGGUGGAAUUGAGCAGCGAGAGGAAUGCCCUGCUGCAGACGCUGCAACGGGAGGUGUCCAAAAACGAGGUGCUGAGCCAACAAGUCCUGGAGCAGGAUCAAUCAAAGAACGUCAUCGUGCAGAGCGUCCUGCAGGAUAACGAAGCCAAGGAGGCGCACUUCAACUUUGAGAUCGGUGAGAUUGCCAGCCAGCGCGAUGAUUUUCGCCAGGAAAUGCAAAAGCUGAAAGAAGAGCUAGGGAAGAUCCACGAGGAGAACAGCUGUUCGAUUUGCCUCACGCCCUGGGAAGCCGCCGGCCCCCAUCGCAUCGUGUCCCUGAAGUGCGGCCAUCUCUUCGGUGACUGCUGCAUCCGCCAGCACCUGGUCCAAAGGAGCGACUGCGGCAUCUGCAAGCAGCCAGUGAGUGAUCUGGAUCUCCGCUAUCUCUUUGGCUUACCCGUCCUGGUGGUUGGCCAGCGUGCUCCUGAAGCGCACAUCGAUCACUCCUAGCCGAUGAGUGUUUUCCUGAUCGAAACAUAAAUUAUCAUCCACCUUAUCAACAUUGUUUAUAAUUUACUUCAUAUUCAUACCUUUAAGACAGAUAGCUACAGGUUAUUAUUUUUUGGUGAUACAAAUUCCUCUUGUCAACUUAAGUAAAAUCAAACUUACUACGAAAAUUGUAAGGGUUUCACAUUUAUCAGGUUAAUGGGCUUUUCCAACAUUGAAAUUAAAGAUUAAAAUU
Messenger RNA from Drosophila biarmipes, 991 nucleotides. RefSeq lists its product as uncharacterized. Lineage: Eukaryota; Metazoa; Arthropoda; Insecta; Diptera; Drosophilidae. The coding region runs from base 79 to 759 and encodes 226 amino acids. Gene Ontology annotation, cellular component: nucleus. The transcript has a single exon. Gene Ontology annotation, molecular function: ubiquitin protein ligase activity. The record is from RefSeq and is a predicted model, not a curated record. Gene Ontology annotation, biological process: interstrand cross-link repair; protein ubiquitination.